UAGCACAGUUCCCUAGGUCUCUUGUACUUCCCCUUGUCGUCUCUCUUUCUCAAAUAAUCUUCAAAUUAUUACUGGUAUCAAUCUCCGUUGUUGUAGAUAGAUAAUCCAUCCCCCAUUGGAGAUUUGGGGAUGAAAGAGUCAAUCAAAAGCAGUACCAGCAGCAGCGAUGAAGCUGUCUGGGAAAUUAGACCCAGCGGCAUGCUUGUUCAGAAGAGAGAAAACGAUGCUGCCUCUAAUCCCACUAUCAUCAUCAAGGUCUCGUAUGCUUCUCAGGAAUUUGACCUUCCUGUGCCACCUGAAUUCACUUUUGGUGAAGUAAAAAGUAUCCUUUCCUCAAUAAUCGGUUUGGAGCCUAAGGUGCAAAAACUUCUAUUCCGGGGAAAAGAAAAAGAAGAUCAUGAAUAUCUGCACUUGGUUGGUGUGAAAGACAAUUCCAAAGUGUUAGUUAUGGAGGAAGAAAUGGUUGAGGACAAAAUUCCUGAAGAGGUUAGGGUUACCACUGAAAUAUCAAGAGGAGCCGAAGCUGUUGUUGAAGUGAGAACAGAAGUGGAUAAGCUCUCAGAGCAGGUCUCUGCUGUACAAGCAGUCGUGUUUGGUGGUACUAAUGUUGAGGACAAGGAUAUUAUCCAUUUGACAGAAAUGCUGAUGAGACAGCUACUGAAAUUGGACGGCAUUGAGGCUGCAGGAGAAGGAAGAGUACAAAGAAAAUUGGAGGUUCGUCGUGUCCAAAACUUAGUAGAGACGAUGGAUGCAGUAAAAGCAAGAAAUUCCAAUCCCUUUAUCAACAACAGUAAUGCCGUGUCAGUGACUACUCAAUGGGAGACAUUUGAGUCGGGGGUUGGAAGCCUGAACGCUCCACUACCACCUAGACCUGUACUUGAGGUUGGAAGCAUGAACGCCCCAUCUCCUCCUAGACCUGUGCUUGGGGUUGGAAGCAUGAACGCCUCACCUCCUCCUAGACCUGUGUUUGGGGUUGGAGGACUGAACACCCCACCACCUCCUACACCUGUGCUUGGAGUUGGAAGCAUGAACGCCUCACCUCCUCCUAGACUUGGGGUUGGAGGACUGAACACCCCACCACCUCCUACACCUGUGCUUGGGGUUGGAAGCCUGGCCACCCCACCUCUUAGACCGCCCUCAACUAUAGUGACCGAGGAUUGGGAACAAUUCGAAUAGAGUAGCUGUAUACGUUUCCAUGUUAUGAUUUUGAAGAAACAGAAAAUGCCAGUUAUUAGGCACUAGUGACCACUAUUAUUUUGUCAUCUAUACUGUCGUUACAGUUAAAUAUUUUUGGUGGAUGUAAGUUCAUGAUCAGGCAAACAUAGAGGUUUAAUGAAAUCGUGUUGGUAAGUUACUUCUGUGUGUUGUAUAAGAUUAAAUCAAAGUUUAGUGCAUAAUUCUUUUAUU
This is a messenger RNA of Solanum stenotomum, 1407 nucleotides long. Its product is annotated as BAG family molecular chaperone regulator 4-like. The transcript has 4 exons. NCBI's taxonomy places the organism in Eukaryota, Viridiplantae, Streptophyta, Magnoliopsida, Solanales, Solanaceae. Gene Ontology annotation, biological process: protein stabilization. The record is from RefSeq and is a predicted model, not a curated record. Gene Ontology annotation, molecular function: adenyl-nucleotide exchange factor activity; protein-folding chaperone binding. Bases 130 to 1176 code for a protein of 348 amino acids. Gene Ontology annotation, cellular component: cytoplasm.